Stegodyphus dumicola is the source of this 1788-nucleotide messenger RNA. RefSeq names its product calumenin-like. The record is from RefSeq and is a predicted model, not a curated record. Gene Ontology annotation, molecular function: calcium ion binding. NCBI's taxonomy places the organism in Eukaryota, Metazoa, Arthropoda, Arachnida, Araneae, Eresidae. Gene Ontology annotation, cellular component: endoplasmic reticulum.
CACGCCUGCGUUGGCUGAGUAGAGCUCUUUAAAUACAGCAACCCUGAGUUGUUUGACUACUUCACUUACAAGUGUGUUCCUGUUGUCGUUUGAUCGGUGUUUUCUGGCAGUGCCUACGCGGCAAUCAGCUGCCGAUUGGAAGAAUUUGUUUUGUGUCAUCACUCCACACACGAUGAAGUUUCUCAUUCUGUUGUGUCUUCUCGUCUCUGUUCUCGCAGAUGAUGCAAAGAAAGAGGCAACCACAAAAAACCCUUCUAAACCAACAUCUGCUCCAUCUAAUCCGUCCGACAAGCCUCAAUCAUUUCAGCAUCAAUCUUCUCUCAAAGAUAACGCAAAUCAACACAUAGAUUCGGAGCAAGAUGCCAGUUUCGCCAAUACUUCUGAGGAGUAUCGACAACUGAGCUCUGAAGAAGUUAAGCAAUUACUUCUGAAGGUGGUGGAUGAGAAUAUUGAUAAAGACAAAGAUGGCUAUGUCACAGCCGAUGAAUUAAAGGAAUGGCUGCGGAUUUUGCAAGAAAAAGUAAUACAGGAUAAUGUCAACCGACAAUGGGCGUAUUACAGUCCACAAACAGAGGACGUUUUAUCUUGGGAAGGAUAUUAUCCAGAACAAAAACAAGUUGUCACUUGGGAGAGAUAUUUAAAUUACACUUAUCCCGAUGAAGCUUUAAAAGAAGGCGAACCUAAAACCGAGGAAAUGAAAGAGUUGAAAGACAUGAUCCGCCGAGCGGAGCGUCGAUGGAAGAAUGCUGAUGUGGAUGGAGAUGGCAGCUUAUCUAAACAAGAAUUCAGGGAUUUUAUUCAUCCUGAAGAAUCCCAGAGAGCUGGCGGAGUUGCUGUCCUUGAAGCUAUGGAAGACAUGGAUUUGGAUAAGAACAACGAAGUCUCCCUUGAAGAAUAUAUGACUCAUCUUAACAAGGUAUCCGGUGAAGAAAAGGAAGAUCCUAACUGGGCUGCCGCUCAGCAAGGACAUUUCACAAAUUUCUUGGACCGUGACAAGGAUGGUAGUUUAAAUGAAGCAGAAAUGCGAGAGUGGGUAGUGCCGACUUAUGAUAGAAGUGAAGCUGAAGCUUGGCGGUUAAUUUCCAUUGCAGAUCAGGACCAAGACACCAAACUUAGUCGGAAGGAUAUUGAAGAUUACCACGAAUAUUUCCUAACUCUCCUGCCUCCUGAAUACUGGGUACAAGAAGAUCCUACUGAAUCUUCUCGACACGACGAAUUCUAAUCUAUUUUACUGGGCCUUUUCUAUCUUUAAAACUUUUCAUCUCGUUUAAUACUCGUACGCAUUCAUUUUCUUCUAAUAAAUUCUGAUCUGUUAUAUUCCUAUCGAAAGCUAUUUCAUAUACGCACAACUGCAUCUGUCCUUUCAAUUGCGACUUUAGGUGUACUUCUGGAUUUCUGCCUUUCCUCUUAACGACUGGUCUCGAGAAUCUGAAGAUUUUGGAUAAGAUUUUAACACAUACUUCCACCUAUAAAUCUUGGGGCAGUUUCAUGUUAAUUUCGUCUUAAGUUAAACAUGAUGGAAUUUGUAAAUAUUUUUGUUAUAUUUGUGAUGCAAAAACAUUUGUGUAGUUUAUUACGGGAUUGUGUUCCUAGAAGAGGCUAUAGAAUUGACAUUCCUUCUGUAAAGUUUGCAACUUAACGGAUUUGCUCAGCGUUGAAUUUGUACAAAAGUUCUUAGAAUUGUUCAUAUAAGUGUUUAUACAAUGACAUAUUUUUAGAAUGUGAUUUUUGGUGAUUUUGAAUCCAAGUGUAGAUUUUCUAUAUAAAUAAAAAUUUAUUUGAAAUCUA